UCUAGGACUUGCGACCGCGUGAAAUUAUGUGAGAGGGCGAGAGGAUAGGUGGAGGGAAGGAAGGAGGGGCCAGCGCGACUUUAUGAGGGUUGGAGUCGUUUCCAAUCUGCCGAAGAAAAACGUGCGUUCCUCCCACCGCAGCCUAAGCCGCCCGCGCUCCGAGUUCGCACUAGUGUAGCACGUCGUAGUGAACGAAUCACAAACCAUGGCUGCUCCACGAUCACCGCCUUCAAUACGGCAGAAAUUAUCAGAGACGAGGUUCCCCUCGAUGCCCCACCACUUGAUUUCCAGCCAGCCACCUUCCUUUCAGACCGCCUUGGGCAGAAAAGUGGCCGUCUUCCGCAGAUAGCGACAGGCUAUUCUGGUGACGCAACAUACUGAUACUUGGGUAACCGCAGCCAUGAGUAAGUUCGGCACACUGGUAAUGGGCCCAGCUGGCGCUGGCAAAUCCACCUUCUGCACCGGUCUCAUACAACACCUUCAGAACAACAAGCGCCCAUGCUUCUACGUAAACCUCGACCCUGCCGCCGAAGACUUCGCAUUCGAGCCAGACCUCGAUAUCAAAGACCUGAUUAGUCUCGAAGAUGUUAUGGAAGAGAUGAGCCUCGGCCCCAACGGCGGCCUGAUAUACUGCUUCGAGUUUCUUAUGGAGAACCUCGACUUCCUAACAGACCCGCUCGAGGAAGUCACCGAAGACUACCUGAUCGUAUUCGACAUGCCCGGACAAAUAGAGCUAUAUACACACGUACCAAUCCUGCCCGACCUCGUCAAGACACUGAUGCACGGAAGCUUGAACAUCCGCAUGUGCGCCGCAUACCUCCUCGAAGCAACCUUUGUCGUCGACCGACCCAAAUUCUUCUCCGGGACACUAUCAGCCAUGAGCGCCAUGCUUAUGCUCGAAAUGCCGCACAUCAACAUCCUCAGCAAGAUGGAUUUGGUCAAGGGGCAGGUAGCGAAGCGCGAGUUGAAGCGGUUCGUACAAGUCGACGCUGAUCUGAUCGAGGAUGAUCCGUCGCGCAAGACGACAGACGAAGAAGACAACAGGAAGUACAGGGAUCCUGCGACAACGGAGAGUCUCAUGAGCGGCUCAGCGUUCCACAAGCUCAACAAGGCUGUUGCGCAGCUGAUUGAUGACUUCAGCAUGGUCUCGUACCUUAAGCUGGAUGUGCAGGAUGAGGACAGCUUGGGCGCAGUGCUGAGCUACAUCGAUGAUGCAAUACAGUUCCAUGAAGCACAAGAGCCCAAGGAGCCUAAGGAAGCAGAUAUGGACGAGUAAGACGGAGAUUUAGACGGGCAUUUGCACAGAUGGCGUUCAGGCAUCGAAAUUUUGGCAGCAUUGACAGGCGCGUUGGUUACAAGGGGGAGGCGGCACGGAGCUA
This is a messenger RNA of Macroventuria anomochaeta, 1379 nucleotides long. RefSeq lists its product as uncharacterized. Lineage: Eukaryota; Fungi; Ascomycota; Dothideomycetes; Pleosporales; Didymellaceae. Gene Ontology annotation, molecular function: GTPase activity. The record is from RefSeq and is a predicted model, not a curated record. The coding region runs from base 401 to 1276 and encodes 291 amino acids. The transcript has 2 exons.